Cuscuta campestris is the source of this 2639-nucleotide messenger RNA. The record is from the annotation of a GenBank genome assembly. Lineage: Eukaryota; Viridiplantae; Streptophyta; Magnoliopsida; Solanales; Convolvulaceae.
ACAGCUAGUGCAUUUCAUGCACCAUGUUGCUGUUUAAGAGUCACAUAUGGACUGUUCAAAUUUGAACAAAUUUUGCUAUUGUGUUUACAGCUUUGAAUAGUUGCCUGGUGACAGAACUUGAAUCUUGAUGAACGCACUUUGGUAUGGUUACUGGUGAUGGAUUUGGUCUGAAUGUUUUUAGGAGUAUUGUGUUAUAAAAUAUGCAUGCAUAUGGAAUAUAACCUUAAACAACUUACUCAACCAACAGUUUAUGAUGCCUGGAACAACUACUUGGCUCUUAAAGGAAGUGGCACACUCUUCUGGGUGCUGGUGAUGGAUGUGAUAUGAAAUAUUGGUUCUAAGGGGGGUUUGAAUGGUAAAGGUGCAUGUGGAAAAUGAUCCGGAAGAACUUGGGUGCAUGUGAGUCAGGGACAUUUAAUGAGAUCUUUAUUUAUGGUCAGCCAUGUAUUCAAUCUCAUGAAAUUAUCAUCUAGAAUUUGAGAUUUUCACAUAAGGUGGUUUGGGAAGAUGUUGGGCACUACCAUUCACAUUGUUUUUUGCUAAUGCUUAUGUUGGGGGUACUACUAAUAGUAAUGACUAUCACCAGUCCAUACAUUUCUGAUGAGGGAUAUAAUCAUAUAAAUUUAUAACAUCUGGUGGGUGGUUCCAGACUUCCGAUGGUAUUAAGCUGAAUGUGAAUGAAGACACAUAUUUGGUCUGUGAUGCUGUGGAUUGGGCAAUUGACAUCCAAUGUUGUGGGUGACUUUUAGUUUCGUAAUUUCAGAUGGUUAACUUGGGAGGGUUAAUUGUUCUUGCCAGCUUACUCAAGCAAGUUUCCAUUAGUUUGUAUCAUCCAGGAAAUAUUUUUAAGCAAAACAUUUUGAUAUGAGCUUUUGUUUUCUCUUGUAUUUGCUGGAUGAGGCACAAGGUUUUCAUUUUUUGUCCUCGUUUCAGUAGUACAUAAAAAAUUUAAGUUGAUUAUUGCUCAAAUGAGAAUUGGUUAAAACUAUUUGUUUCAUGUAGUUUUACAGUCAUGCUUGACCGUCUUUUCCUAUUUAAUCUUACCACUUUUACUGAAACCAAAUGUUAAAAAUAAUUUUAGUGGAAUUAGAAUUGUGAUUUACGAAUUUUUUCUGUACACUAGUGUAGCUGGAAACUGGGAUGGUGAUCACAUUUGAGCCAGUAAUAGUCUCCGUAAGCAGCGUUGUCUUUGAUAAAACAGACUUGGGUUUACAGUGGUGUGGUUUGGGAGAGACAAGUAUCAAUUUUUUUAUGAUUUUGGGUCGAUGGUAUCGGGUUUUGAACUAAGUAACUGUUUCGGUUGUAUCUUGAGGAUCACGAACUGUUGGAUUUGAUGGGUGGAUAUAACUACUCUUUGGUAAGGUGCUGUUAUUGAUAUCCAUGACAAGCCAUUCCAGAGGUAAUUUCAGGGCAGUAUUCCACUGUGGCCAAUGUUGUCGCAACAUUACUGUUCUUCUUGACAAGAAGAUCUGAAUGGGUUGCAAGGUUUAGCUUAAGUAGGAAAAUAUGAUUUGGAUCUGUUACAGUAGCAUGAUAUGCUCUCUUAUGUUCUGAGCUUCCCCGGUCUUUUUCAGGAUAUAGAAUGCACACAAGUUCUGUUUCUCCCGUACGCCGUAGAAAUGCGGAUCACAGGUACAGUCUGGAUUUUGACCAUUCAAAGGGUCUAUCACAUAGCUGUGGAUUUGGCAGCGGGAGAGAUACUAGUAGUAGAUAUAAAGACUACUCGCCCCCCUAUAGUCGUGGAAGGGAAAGUGGCAGAUUCCAUGUUCGAGGCUAUGAUCGGCACAGUAAUGUUCCGGGGUCACUUAGAGGAGAAGUUGUGCCUAGAAAUAAUCCAAAUGUACGUCCAAGAGAAGGCGACUGGAUAUGCUCUGAUCCUUUGUGUGACAAUUUGAACUUUGCUCGGCGAGAGUACUGUAACAACUGCAAGAGACCACGUUAUGCAUCUGCUGGGAGUCCUAGGAGAGGUCACCCUCCUCCUCCUCCUCUCCCACCCAUCUCUCGGCCCCUUCAUGUCCCCUUAGCGGAUCGUUCCCCUGGAAGGCUCAUGAAUGGUGGUGGUUAUAGAUCCCCUCCGCGAGGCUGGGAGAGGGGGGAUGAUUCUAGAGACAUUAGGGCUGGGAUUCUUCCUCCUCCUCCCCCUAGGUAUGAAAGCAGCAGGUUCCAUGACCAUAAUAAUCCUCCAUUGCGUAGCAGAGACAGGCUGGAUUUCCCACAAGAUGAUUACCGGGACAGCAGGGGCAGUAGGUUUGACAGGCCGCUGCCGCUUGACUGGGGGACCCACAGAGACCGGGGGAGGGAGUCGUAUUUGGGUGAGAGGAGAGUCUACGAAAGGCGACUGCCAUCUCCACCACCACCUCCCCUGCCGCCCCGCGGCGGCAGCGGUCACUGGCAGUCUCGUGAAAUCAGAGAGAGGAGCCGCAGUCCGCUGAUGAUGAGGGACAGGGCCCCACCACCGCAGAAGGACUACCGCCGCCCUAUGUUUGUGGACAGAGGGCGAGAUGAUCGGCGCGUGGGGCGUGACGCGUAUUGAGCUCUGGGUUUUUGAUUUGUGUUGUUACGAAAGAAGAAACCUUACUUGACUUUUGUUGACGAUGCGAAUUGGUCUUAACUAUGUCCCUGAAAUACUUCCCUUGCCG